This is a messenger RNA of Vitrella brassicaformis, 6895 nucleotides long. NCBI's taxonomy places the organism in Eukaryota, Vitrellaceae. The record is from the annotation of a GenBank genome assembly.
CUUCUGUGUGCUCGUUCAUGUGCCCAUUGGUCACAUAUAUCACAGUUUUGUGUCAACGACGUGUCCGUGUGUCUGUCUGUCUGUCUGUCUCUGUCAACGAUGAGGCCAACAAAUACACCCCAGGCAGGUCAACUACACAUGGACCUCUACACACACCGACCAUGUCGGUCGGUCGGUCAGUCAGUCUUCGGUCGACGAGUAGACGGAUGCGGGAACGCUGCUGUACUGCAGCCGACGCAAAAUGCCUCGAGCCAACUCGGCCUGCACCGACACACACAGCCCAGCCACACAGAGACGGCAUACGAUACACCCAUGUGCUGUGCGGGAGCAUCUUGCGUGUGGCAUUCAUUCAUUGUGCGCUGGCUGACAUUGACAACGCUGGCCAUCUCGCCCCUCGAAAGGCCGUGCAGCAGACUCAUCAAAUUCUCCCUGUGGAUACCAUCCACACAAACAGACCGACUGACUUGCCAUCGAUUCAUCCAUUCUGCUGGUGUGGGUGUGGGUGUGUGUGGACUUACUUGGAUAGGAGUGCGUGUCUGUCCUCAGGCGAUAGCUCCCCAGCGUGCUCCAGCAGGGCCCGCAGUAACCGCAGCAGACGGCCCUGAGCUGCACUUAACAAACCACACACCAUGAAUAGGCACAGAGCAAAGAAUAUAUAGGCACUUUAGAACCAUCGUGAUUGAUGGUAUGCACUGCACUCACCUUCUGCGUUGCCCUCAUCGAGCGUCUUGCCUGCAGUGGUGGGCGGGGUGGAUCGUGCAAACACAGACAGGGAGCCCAGCCCGAAUUAAUUACCGCUUGAGGACGACCUGAAAUCAUCACUCCCACACUUACAAAACUGAUGUAGGAAGUCGUGGCUCUUGAGGAUGGCGUCGCGCAUGGCACUCGAAUGCGUUAUCAACUGACAUACACCACACCACACCCCACACCCCACACAUAAUCACGCCCUCCGGUGGCCUGGCUCGGUCUCACCCGUCCGGUCGAGUCGACGAGCUUGACGAAUGAGCUCCUGCAUGCCAGCUUCUGCCAGGCCACGCACAGGUUGGCCACCAGCUGCUCCUUGUGUGCCACCAGCAACUCCUCAAAUGGGUCAGUCGACCACAGCGACGCUACAUCGGCCGACGACUCCCCCUCACCACCUUCACUGUGGUCAAACGAGGCUGCCGCACUCAACCUGACACACACACAUGAACACACCAAGACACAUACCGAUGGUCAACACACUCGUCUGCUGCAGGGGGGGAUGGUGUGUGUGUGUGUGUGGUUCCUUACGGCUGGUGCAUUGGGACGAGUGCCUCGAGAGCCACGUGUCGCAGGUCGAGCAGUGGCUCGCCCUCGAGGUCGCCGAGUCUGUCGAUGAAGAAGGGCACCCCGCCGUCCUCCUUGACCUUGUGUCGUGUGAUGGAAGACGCCUGUGAGAGGAUGCCCAGCCCCUCCAGGGCUUUCGCGCGGAAGUCGUCUGACCAGGGGGAGGACGGCCGGGGGUCCUGCACGAUGCGGAUCAUCAAGGGCACGAUGCCCGCUAGGGCCGCCUGCUCCUGAAAAACAUAUAGACAGACAGACAGACAGACAGGCACACGCAGAGAGGGAGAGGCGGAGGGGUGAUGCGUGUCAACAGGGAGGUAGGGCGGUCGGUUAGCUUACUUGUCUGGGUUUUGAGACUUUGGAUAAGAUAUGGAUGUUCCACACGAUCUCCUGACGAACCAACUGCAUUGCAUUCAUUGCCGCCACACAGUCGCAGACAGGGAACAAUGAGAUUGAUAGACUGUGUGUGCGCAUUCACGAUGCUUUCAGUGGUCUGGUUGCCCUCGGUCUCCUCCCUCAGCAGCAGAUGCACCAGACGCUCCACCAUACCUGCACGACCAUCGCACAGACAGGUGCAUCAUCCAUCCAUCCAUCCGACUUUUCUCUUAUCCAGCCGACCGACCCUCGUUCUCGAAAAUGUUGCCGAAUGAGCCCUCGCUCGCAAGGCCGUGGAAACAUCUUCAGGACCAAUCGAUGCACAUCCACACACAAACAGGACAGGAAGGGCGCCUACGUUCUUGCUCCCUCGCUCCCUCACUCACUUGAGUACUUUCAGCUUGGCCUCGGUGCCCAGGAUGUCCAGGCAUGACGACAGGGCUGACAGACACACACACACACACAAGCACAGAUAUGGAGAGAUGUAGAGAGAGUGACAGACUCAAUAAAUGGGAUGGGAUGCUGCUGCGCUGCGCUGCGCUGCGUCGGGCACGGUACCGUCGAUGACGAAUCUGAGCUGUUCGUAGUCGUCUUUGGGUAUCCACACCUUGACGAACGACGAACUCGAAAACAGACACUCCAACGCAUCCAAGACCCUACACACAUCCAUCCAUCCAUCCAUCAAUCCAUCAUUGGUCGGUCUGUAUGUGGCCAUAUUGAGGCGCAUACAUACUUGUCAAGCCGUGACCUGGCCUGCUUCCUUCCCGAAGCGGCCAGGUCAGCCAGGUCAGCGGCGAGGAAGUCGAUGGACUCCACCAGCGCACGCACGCCGUACUUGCAUGCGAACAGGCGGCAGAAGUCGUUCCUGAGGACGUUGUUGUGCACCAUGGCGUCCACGACAUCGAUGCCCACAUGGACUAGGUCUUCGUCUUCGUAGUAGUUGGACCGGAUCAAGUUCACCUGCACACACACCCACACUCGGUGUGUGGGUGUGGGUGUGGGAGGGCAUCAUCCAUCGCAUGGUCCCGCCCCACCUACCACGGCGUCCGAGAACUGGUCGAGGCACUGCGUGGGGAUCCUGGUGCGGCUCAGGUGCUCCAUGAAACGACCCGCCUCCAACCUACACACCAUGCGCCACACACCGUCAGUCAGCAUCAGCAAGGCAAGACUACCAGCAUCACCUGAUUCGCGCGUCGUACGCCGCGUGUGUGAAGCGGAGUGCCUGCGCCACCAGACCAGGGCUCAGCAGACUCUCGGCAUGCUCACGCAACGACGACUUGCAGAACAACUGCACCAUCCACACACACAGCGAGAGAUCCCUGCUUGGCACCCCACCCCUCCCAUGUGCCUGUCUGCAAACGGCUAUAUGUUUGUUAGGGUCGGUACGUGGUUGAUGAGCUGCAGGACGGCCGCCGUCACCUCGGGGUCGUUGAGGUGGAGGGACUCUGCGUAGACGACCGACCGGCCGAUUGGUUGAAUGGCGUGCCGCGCGUGUGGAUAUGUGUGUGUGUUUCUCUCUUACUUACCAAUGCAGUGUACUGUGCCCUGUGAGGCCACCUUCUGCGCCAAAGUGUCGUCCCUCAUCGUCUCGGCAAACACACUCACCUGCACACAUGAAUGACUCAGCACAGACAUUGUUCAUUCGUGGAGCCCACGGCAUUCUCUCCCUCCCUCCCGCGUGUGUCCAUGCAUGCACCCACCCACACACCAGUUUGGUCUUGGCCUCAUGGCCCGACGGAUGCGCGAAGGGCAGCGGAUGGAUGGAACGCAGCUGAAGCCACAUGCACCCCACACACCAAACCAACAAAUAUGCACCGCACCCUCCCAGCGUCCGUCCUCCCCUCUCCUCCCUGUAUCAUCCAUCUCACCUGCGCCAGUGCACUCGCGAUCUCUUCCAAAUACUGCGACCCUGCCGUGUUGGUCGCAUCCAGCCUCUCCAUCGAGAACGAUGUCUGGAGGCCGCUGAUGCUGACCACCCUCUCAGGGGCAUGCGCAUGCAUCAUCAUGUCGGGCGGUGGCUGCAUGGGCGUCAGGUCAGCAGUGAAAUCGAUGAUUGGCGCGCUGGGGGACGGCUGUGGCGGGGGAAGCGGCGCUGGCACGUGCGCCGGCUGCCAUACACAGACAGACAGACAGACAGAGAGAAGAACGAAUGAGCCUUCCUCCAUCAAUGGUCGCUGCGCUGCACAUCCCCUGCAUCCAGGCGAUGCAAGUAUGGCCAUCUGUCAAUGAGUGUCUUACCCACCCAGAAUCCGGGCGGCAUGGUCGAGUGCGGUGGGCUGGUAAUGAUGACACCAUCUGCAGGGGGGCCCGCAGCGGCCAGCAUCACGCCCUCAGAUGGGUAGGACGGCCGGGAGGCCAGCGGCGCACCGUCCCCUGGGUGCAGAGGGGGUGGAACCGACGCAGCCAUCGCCGCGGGCGGGCCCGAGCCCACACCAACACCCUCACGACCGUACAGCCUACCGCACACACACACACACACAACGGAUGGAUGGGCCAGCGGCACUGUUCUCUUUUCUCUCUCUCCCACACGCACCUGUCAUCCGCCUGUGCAGGCUCGAGCAUGCUCUCCCCACUGGCACCCUCCACCCAGGGGAACGGGGGAGCCUCAGCUGCUGCUGCUGCUGCUGCUGCUGAGGCCGCCAUGAGGGGUCCGGGUGGCCCAUGAUGGAAUGGCGGCAGUGGCAGGCCAGUGGGUGUGGCGGAUGACAUCUGCGGCGACGAGAGGUGUGUCGGGGGGCGGGGGAUAGCAGCAGCAGGGAGGGGGAGCGAGGCGAGGAGCUGGGAGGGGUCGUCGAUCGACUGCAGGUGCCGCGCCACGCUGCCCUCCUCUGUCACGACACCACACACAUCAGACCACACGACUCUUACUUACACGGAUCCGGAUGUGGUGUGUUUGUGUGUGUGUGUGUGUGUGUGGCUAUCACCUUUCUCGACCUGCUCGAGCGACUCUUCUUCUGGUGAUUCGGACGGCUUGCCUGGCCGACAGACACCAGAGCAAUCCACACAUGCCUCCCCUUCCCUCCCUGGCUCGCUGCAUUCCUCGGUGUUGGUGACCUGGUAGGAUGCCGGGUGGGCCUUCUACGGUGAGGUCUGAGAAGUCCUGAUCGUGGUCGUGCUCGUCCUCCUCGUGUAUGUGUGGCACGUGAUGCCCCUUGUGCAUGGGCAAAGGGUGGCUGGGCGGCUGGGGGAGCAGCGACGGACCGUCUGUCGUCAAAGUCUGUGUCUGCACCCAGCACCACACCACACCACAGCACAGCACACACAUGACAUGUGGAAGCGUAUGUGGUGGUCGUCACUCACCACCUGCAGGCCCUGCUUGGAGAAGUGCCGGAUCCACUCGUGCCUGCAGCGAUGGAUGGACACCAACGCACGCACGCCGCCGAUGCUUCUCGGCUGCUGGCGUGUGUCAGACUGACUCAGUGACCCACUCACUCCAUGAGUUCUGCGGCGGUGAUUCUCUUCUCAGGGUUCUUCUCAAAACACGCCAUCAGGAAACUCUGCAGCUCCUGCACACACACACACCACAGAAGGGACCAAGCCAUUCCCGCAGAGUUGACCCACCGACGACUCACCGGCGAUAUGUCGUGUGGGAGGGGCGGGCGGGGGUCCUGAACGAUGCGGAACAGCGCCGGCAUGGCUGACAGACAGGGCAGGGGAGGAAACACACACACACACACACACCUCUUUGUUGAUGGUGUUUUGCGCGUGUGCGCGUGGAAUACGUGCUAGGUCGAAGUAGGGCGGCUUGCCCGUCAGCAUCUCGAUCACCGUGCACCCAACGCUCCUACGCACACCACACCGACAGACAAACAGACAGAGAUGUGUGCUUUCAUUGGGUUCCCUUCCCCAUCCCCUGGCCGUCUGUCUGGUCACCAUACCAUAUGUCGCAUGCCGUGCUGGUGACGUGCAUCUCAAUGAUCUCGGGGGCCACUGCAGGUAUACAGGCACACAGCAACGUGCAAGGCAAGCAAGAACAUCCAGCCCUCCCUCCGUCCUCAGUCCCUCCCUCCUUCUAUCUAUCUCCUCACUCACUCCAGUACGGUGUGCCCACGACUGAGCUGGUCUUCUCCGCCUCGCUCAGACUGCGGGCCACACCUGAGUUGAGUGAGGUCAUGCACCCAAAAAAAAGGAGCCAGCCAGCCAUCAGUACUGGCCCUAUACUCGGUGGCUGGUUGUGUGUGGUUGUGAUAUAUACCGAAGUCUGCCAGCUUGACGAUGCCCCUCUUGGUCGUGAGGAUGUUGGCACCCUACACACACGAUAGAUUUGCGCCAAGAUAGGAAUGACAAGAGCGUGUUUUCAGCUCGCUCACUUUGAUAUCUCGGUGGACCACUCCCUGCUCGUGAAGAUAGCGCAUCCCGCGCAACACCUGGCUGACAUGAAGGCAAGCAAAGGAUGUUGAGAGGGAGGUGGCUUGCCUGGCUGGCCUGGCCUGACUAGGUUAGGUACCUGUGAGGUGUAAAUGGCCGCGAGGGUCUCCAUGAAGCUGCCGUACUUUUUGAUGAUGCUGGCCAGAGACCCGCUCUCCACAUACCUGACCACAGGCCACACACAAGGGAUGGAGGGAGGGAGUCAGGCAGAGAGAUCCCAUCCCAUACACCGCCUCCCUCCCUCCCUCCCUCCCUCCCUGCCUCCCUGUCUGCUGCGGUACUGCCACUCGCACUCGGAGCUCACUCGAGGACGAUGUAAAGAAAGGUGCCGUCGGUGAGUGAGUCGUGAUACUUGACGAUGUUGCGGUGGUUCAAACGACGCAGCAAACUGAUCUCCAUCUGAUGCAUGAUGCACAUACAUAAAUAUGCCCGAGGGCAGGCAGGCACGCAUGACAGCGUGCCGUUGACUGACUCCCUUACCCGCAGUGAGUCGAGUUUUUCCUUGGACAGGUUGUGUGUGGGCACCUGCUUGACCGCCACAAACUCCCCCGUCUUGGUGUCCAAUGCCUUAAACACUACCCCGAAGCCACCCUUGCCAAUCGCCUCGCCCAGUUGCUGCAUGAACACCACAGACAGGCAGACAGAAACUGGGGAUGAAUGAAUGCAUGAAGUGUACUCCUGGCGUCUGCGAUGCUCACGUAUCGGCCAAUCUUGAUGCUCGACAUCCUCUGCUUCGCUGCUCGGGGCUCGGUGUCACUCUCAGGCCCCCAGGAAGAUCUGUUUUGAAAUUCCUCACUCUCGCUGUCGAAGAGGCAUUACACGAGCAUCCUGAAUGGCUCUGGGAGGG